AUGAAGCAGGCUCUGCUGUGGUAUCGGGUGGAGUGUAUGACUUAGGAAUAACAACAGUAACAUGCACGGCAACUGAUGUUGCCCUGAAUACAGAUUCCUGCCAAUUUACCAUUGAAGUGAUUGACAGAGAGGCUCCUGUGGUUAGCUGCCCCAACACGGUGACCUUGGGUACCAACACUGGCAGGUCGUUUGCUACUGUGACAUGGACACCAAUGCUAUCAGCUACUGAUAACGUUGACAUACUGACCUUAAGCGACACGCACUGUGCAGAUAGUGCAGGCAACGUGGUGGUGUCUGGUGGAAUGUAUGAAUUGGGUAUAACGACAGUGACGUGCAGUGUCACUGAUGCCGCCACAAAUUCGGGAUCGUGUCAAUUCGCCAUUGAAGUUGUCGAUUUGGAGCCUCCUUUUAUGGCCUGUUCCAACCCAGUGCCCAUUGCUACUGACAUUGGCAGGCCAGACACUGCCGUUACUUGGACACAAUUGCCAUCAGCUACUGAUAACGUUGACAUGAUGACGUCAAGUGACAUACGCUGUACAAACGACGCAGGCUUUGCCAUGGUGUCUGGUGGAAUAUACGGAGUUGGAACAACGACAGUGACAUGUAGUGCAUCCGAUGCUUCCAUGAAUACUGGAUCAUGUCAAUUUAUUAUCGAAGUUGUAGACAGAGAAUCUCCCCAAAUUUCCUGUCCCAACGCAGUCACAUCAGAAAGCACCGACAUUGGAAGGGCGGAUGCUGCUGUGUCAUGGACAUCGAUGCCAUCAGCCACAGACAAUGUUGACGUGUUUACUCCAAGAGAUAUUUUAUGUUUAAAUGAAGCAGGCUCUGCUGUGAUAUCUGGUGGAGUGUAUGACUUAGGCAUAACAAUAGUAACAUGCACGGCAACUGAUGCUGCCCUGAAUACAGAUUCCUGCCAAUUUACCGUUGAAGUGAUUGACACGGAGGCUCCCGACAUUUCUUGUCCCAAUUCAGUCAUAUCUGUCAUUGUGGACAGUGGACAAUCAACGGUUGCUGUGUCGUGGAUAUCUAUGCUGUCAGUCAGCGACAACGUCGAUGGCCUGACUUUAAGUGACAUUCUAUGCGUCGGUAAUGCAGGCAACAUUGUUGUGUCUGGUGGCAUGUAUGGACUGGGCACAACGACGGUUACAUGCAGUGUAACCGAUGCUGCCCUGAACACAGGAUCAUGCCAAUUUACCGUCGAAGUUACCGAAAAUAAUAACAAUGGAGCAAUCAUCGCCAUUGCUGCGUCAUCUGGUGUCAUUGUGUUGGGCUGUCUUGUUGCCAUAGCAAGCAUCUGCGUUUGUCUAAUGCGACGUGUGCCUGGCCAUGGAUUGUACGAUGUACAGAACUCAUUCUCUAACAAAAAUGUCGAGUGGGAGGAGAGACCUGAAGGCUAUCGUCGCUCAGCCAAACACGAUAUCCGAUUUCAUGGUCAGCAAAAUGACAUUUUCCCGAGACCUUACAUCGUUCCUGGUCCGGAAUUUGUACGAAGAACAGAUGAAAACUUUAACGACGCUUUCUACUAUUAGAGGUCUUCAGAAGACAGUAUUCAAUAGAAUCAAACAUUUUUCGAAUAUUAAGCCACUUCUCUUGUAGUCAUGAGAUCUUCAACUAAUUUUGUAUUCCAUAAAGUAUAUUAAAACUUAUCUUCGUAAUUUAAAACACUGAGGCUCUGAGGUAAAAGGUUUUCAUUUGUUAGCGUGAAAGGAUUUCAUCAAACCAGCGGCAUAUGACACUUGCCUAAUUAAAAUGUCACAACUAUGAAUAUUGAAUUCAAUAAAACUAUUUAGGCAUGGGUACGAUCUGGUGGGGGGUAUAUUAUACACCUAUACCUGCUGUAAAAAGGCUGAACUCUUAGAUAGCCGGGCUUGUCAGACAUCUCACUGUGAGAAAGCAAGGAGAUGGAGAGCCUAUAAAGAACUCACAGCUAUCCCAGGGUCGAUCUUUCUGAAACUUUACAUGCGCAUAUGAUACUCAUUAUCAUAAGGCCUACAGCAUUGAUGUUGUAACUCAGAAGAGGAUAUUUUUCUGUCGUUACGAUCAUUUGAAGUUCACACCUUCACUCCUGUUAGCUAGCUUGCAUUUAACUAUAAAAAUCUGGCUGACCUGUCUCGAUAAAAUGGGCUUUCUGCGAGAACGGCAUAUUCGAUUUUCACAAACUUGUUUCAUAAUGACAAGACAUUACUACAAAAAUUUCCUGAAAGCAUUGUGCGUGAAAACAUGUAUUGUAGCAAACCAUGUAUAGGAGAACGUGUCCAGGGGAGGGAAAUGGAUUCCACCGUGGCUCUUUUUUUAGAUUAAAGUUUUUAUCAGACGUAAUUUUGUGGCAAAAAGUUGUGAAUUCUAACGUUUAAAGGUUAAAUGGAAAAAAAUGCGUGACUAAUGUUCUACAGCUUUUUAAAAUUUGUAUCCAUAAUUGUUAAUUUUUGUUUCAUUGCUUUAGCCUAACUAACAAUACAUGAAAAAUAUGCAGAAAUUUACGAAUCUGAGAGUUAAUUUUGAGUGUUAUGGACAAAAUGUGCGUAAAGUCACAUUCAAAAGGAGAAUUGUAUGUCAUUCGUAAUGAUUAAGCACGUUUUAUCUGACGCUACUUUAGGGACAAGGAACUGGUUACGUGAUGUAAGACAGGCAGUUCGUUUUUUGUAAUCGGGGUUGUGCUGUUGUUUAUAUUAUUCUUUAUUUCGAUAAACUGGUAGAAAAUGUACCAAUUGAUAGUCCAUCCAUUCAUUGAUUGGUCGAUCUCAUCGAUCAGUCGGGCGAUUGAUCACUCGAUUGAUCAGUCGGUCGAAUAACCGAGUGAGCAACUGAUUGAUCAAUGUAUGAGUUAUUGAUUGGACAAUUGAUUUGUUGAAGUAGUGACGACUAACUGGUUGAUUGGUUAACUGAUAUUAAGUAAACAUAUGAAAUACCAAUGUAGUUGAAUGUGUCUUACUGCUCACUUGAAAAUACAUUUAAUUUAAGAAUAGCAUUUCACUUUACGCUUUAGCUUGUCUGAUACCAUUACCAACAUACGGAAAUUUCAAUUUUGUUUUGAAUGAACAACAGGUGAAUUGAAAAAACUACCUGGGACAAUCUAAUUUAGUGCCACAGAAAUAACAGUUUGAUCACCUAAUUGUAGUCUCGACAUCACAUUUUCUGAAAGACUUAAUUUGGUAAUUAUGGAUUUUUUAACUCUCAUAUAAAGCACGCCAUUUCCUCUCUAAUCCACAUUAUACAUCAACAUGAUAAAGAACAUUAAAUCACAACUUCCAAUUACUAAAUUCAAUUCCUUAAAACAAAUCAAACACCUACGGCUCACUGAAUAUGAGAAAAUUUGAUAGCAAGUGUACAACGGCAAAUACCAACAGGGCUCUAAACUCAAUGAUUGAACCACGGACCAUGAUUGAACAAUCAUCGCAUUAACUCAGGGGCGGAUCGAGACAUUUUUUUCUGAGGAGGGGUCAGGCAGAAGAUUUUACAUCUUUUUCGUUGCGGACAAGCCGAAAAAAGAUGAAUCAUUACAUGAUAAAAAUUGAUUACAGUGGUAUUGGGGCACUUACUUAGGUCAGAUUUUCUAAUCCCUACAACUGUUGUCUGUUUCGGCACGAAGAAAGGAUGAAAACGUUAUUUUUAGUAUCAGAGCUUCAUGGUUUUCAGGUUUGUUUCAUAUUGCAACCAAGUUAGUUGGUUAAGGUCGUGUUUUUUGAAACAUUUUUUUAUGAUGAACUGGUGGAGAAAAGACCAUCCAUUGAUCACUCCAUCAGUUGAUUAACCGAUCCCUCAACUGGAUUGACUGGUCCUUGGUCAAUCAAUAUAGACAGAUCAAUGAGCGACCGACUGGCGUAAUUGAGCUAUUGCUUCACAAAUAAAGUUAGUGGUUGAUCCAUAUUAAAUAACCAGAUACAUUAAAUCCAAUAGUGCAAUUUAUGACUAUAGUGCAACUUACCUAACUGCUCUCUUGAAUAAUUACACUGAGUUUAUAAAUACAGCAUUUUUCAACACUUGGCCAAAAAAGGUCUCCAGUUUCUGGUCACGUGUUCAUAUGGGGUACGGUGAGUAUUAUGUACAAAAAAGGAGUUCCUUUGGGCCCCCAUACAUUUAAUCAGGCCCUAUUAUUCAGAUGACAUACUUUUUGUUACAUCUGGGAACCAAACAACCUCGUUCCUAUGGAUACGAUCUUGCCGCGCCAUGUUGGUUCCCACCAUGAAGCUUGUGCGAUCUAACCUCUGGUAUUGUAUAAUUUAAAUAUCCUACUAUAUUUAUGAAGAUAUUUAAAUUGUGCCUUUUGUCAGUGUGUUUACGGUAGCACUACACCAAAAUUAAUACGCGCCCAUAGAAAACAGUUCAAAAUCAGACCGAAAUAGCGCCACCUGUC
This is a messenger RNA of Acanthaster planci (crown-of-thorns starfish), 4354 nucleotides long. RefSeq names its product hyalin-like. The record is from RefSeq and is a predicted model, not a curated record. Gene Ontology annotation, molecular function: protein binding. NCBI's taxonomy places the organism in Eukaryota, Metazoa, Echinodermata, Asteroidea, Valvatida, Acanthasteridae.